GUUCCUGAAACCAACGCACACUCUCGCAGCAGUGUGGCGUGUUGCUGCUGUGUCUUUGUGACAGUGUGUCUUUGUGUUGUGUUGAGGUACGACAACUACGUCUACAAGUCAGUGUCCAGCAACGGUCUCGGAAAUUCUAAGGGCGGCAAGCAGAAGUACGUCUUCAUCUACCGGACACAGACGGUGAACGUGACGGAUCAGCAUCAGUACGAGACCAAACCCCCGACCUUCGCCAGAGAACCGUUUGCUGUGAAGUUCCAGAGCAGGAAGACGACGAUCAAGAAAUUUAUUUUGGUUCCUGUCCACACGGAGCCGACGCAGGCCGUCCAGGAGAUCGACCGUCUGUACGACGUCUUUGAGAAAGUCAGUAAGAAGUGGAACAACACGAAUGUGAUGUUCCUGGGAGACUUUCAAGCCGCCUGCGCCCACAUGACCCGACUCGAUAAGAAGAAGAUCAGACUGUUCACAAACUCAAACUUCUCUUGGCUGAUCGGAGACAAAGUGGACACGACCGUCUCAGAAGACACCAACUGUGCAUAUGACAGGAUCGUGGUUUAUGGGAAAACUUUCCUGAAGGCGAUCACUCCGUUCUCUGCGAAGGUCUACGACAUCGGGAAGCAGCUGAAAAUCAGAAAGUCCAAGGUGAAAGAGAUUAGUGACCACUACCCUGUGGAGGUGAAACUGAAGAGCUCCGCCCUGCUCCUUCAGGCCACGCCCCUCCUGCUCCUCCUCCUCGCCCACUUCUUCCUGUGACCGUACAGUCCUCACGUUGUUCAGACUCACACCGAUAUUCUAACCACCGCAUUUAUUUAAGUCACGUCACCUGGUGUCUGUCACUUGACCAAAGUAAAAUGUCGGAAUUUUUUAUUUUUUUUUUAAAAUCACGAACAAACUUUUCCCACUCGACACAAAGUUUAAAUUCUCCUUUAACUUCUACGAUUGAAAGACGGUUGAAUUAUUUUCAAUUGUUCCGAGAGAAAUGAGCCGAGCAGUAUUUUAGGUCUCGCUGCUGUGACCUCUCAUCCACAGCACCACCUACUGGUGGAGGCUGUUCAAAGUUAAACAGCUCAUAUACGUGUGUACAGUUCAUGACGCAUCGUAUAAACCAGCGUCUUUAGAUUUUUGUAGCAGGUGAAUCUCUGUUUUUAAAAAUCUAAUAUGAUCAUUCAUCAUCGUUUGUUCGUCUCCGCCCAGAAACUGAUGUAAAUAUAUUUGGAAAAUUACAUUUAUGGUUUUUAUUGCUUAGUAAAGUUUUGUAUGUUGAA
Molecule: messenger RNA, 1265 nt
Organism: Paralichthys olivaceus (Japanese flounder)
Lineage: Eukaryota; Metazoa; Chordata; Actinopteri; Pleuronectiformes; Paralichthyidae
Source: RefSeq, a predicted model, not a curated record